AAGCAUGCAGUGGUAUCUCCUCCUGAUUUGGGCACAGGGGCUGAGGCAGGCUCCCCUCCCCACCUCAGGAGCCGUGUCAGGCAGGAUAGUAACAAUGGGGAACGUUUCUGCAGAGGAAGGUGGCUCUGUCACCUUGCAAUGUCGCCUCUCCUCUACCACUGCCAAAGUGACACAGGUCAACUGGGAGCAGCAGGACCAACUUCUGGCCGUUCAUCAUGCUAACCUGGGGUGGUACCUCUGCCCAGCCUUCAGGGAGCGAGUGGUCCCUGGCCCCAACCUGGGCCUCACCCUGCAGUCGCUGACCAGGAAUGAUACAGGGGAAUACUUUUGUACCUAUCACACCUACCCCGAUGGGAUAUACAGAGGGACACUCUUUCUGGAGGUCCUACAAAGCUCAGUGGCUGAGCGCAGCGCUGGGUUCCAGAUCCCACUGCUUGGAGCCAUGGCCAUAGUGCUGGCAGUCAUCUGCAUGGCAGUCAUCGUGGUGGUCACAUUGACCAGAAAGUUUGUUUGUUUUCAGAAGAAAUCUCUCAGAGCCCAUUCUUCGGAAAGUGGCCUCAGGAGAAUGCCUCGUGAACAGGAGGGAUGGAGUGCCGGCGUUCUGUCAUCUGCUGGAAGCUGCAUCCAGGCAGAGGCUGUGCCCGUGGUCUUCUGCACAGAGCGGAGGGGAGAUGACUGUGCCGAGCCACAUGAAUACUUCAACGUCCUGAGUUACAGGAGCCUUGGAAGCUUCAGCUUCCCAGCAGAGACCAGUUAGCUCCCAGAGGCAUCGUCUGGGAGAUACACUCCUGUCUCUGCUAUUACAGGUGGAUG
Molecule: messenger RNA, 813 nt
Organism: Puma concolor (puma)
Lineage: Eukaryota; Metazoa; Chordata; Mammalia; Carnivora; Felidae
Gene: TIGIT
Product: T cell immunoreceptor with Ig and ITIM domains
Biological process (GO): positive regulation of interleukin-10 production; negative regulation of T cell activation; negative regulation of interleukin-12 production
Cellular component (GO): cell surface
Molecular function (GO): signaling receptor binding
Source: RefSeq, a predicted model, not a curated record